Molecule: messenger RNA, 2825 nt
Organism: Nymphalis io (European peacock)
Lineage: Eukaryota; Metazoa; Arthropoda; Insecta; Lepidoptera; Nymphalidae
Product: probable serine/threonine-protein kinase clkA
Exons: 5
Coding region: 1-2556 (851 amino acids)
Source: RefSeq, a predicted model, not a curated record
AUGAAGAGGCACGAAUCGAGACCGUUCAGCGUUCUAUUAGUUCAGUCGCUACUCGGACACCUUCUACUGUCCACGCUUUCGGACAAUGCUAUAUGUGUGGUUACGGUACCAGUGAUCGAUAUGUAUACCAAGUUAAUUCGGGCUACUUUAAUUACAUUAGUCAUAUUACAAAACGCCGAUGGAAAGAAAUCUAAGAAAAAACGCAUUAACAAUGACGCAGCAGAGUCGACCCCGCAACCGAAUGUGCUAACGUACUCUACUUUUGGCUUUAAUGAUGUCGGCUCUUACGAGGGUUUCGUUCCAAGUUCUCCUGACUAUGCCAAUUACCUGACAAAUACUAAACAGGAAUCUUCCACACGAUUAUACGCACCGGCAUUUCCUUCAGCUUUAGAGUCUACAGGAUUGGGUAGUUACUAUGAUCCUCAGCCGGACGUAGGUUCUUUUAGUAUUAGUAGUGACGGAUACCAAAGUGGUCAGUCGUAUCAAUUUGGACCACAAAACGUUUUUACGUCUCAAAACCAGGAUGGAAGUAGUGACCAAAAUCAAAAUGGUGAAACAAAAGAGGUAUACCUAAAUACCAAUAAUAAUAAUUCUCCUAGUUAUGGAACGAAGAUAAGUUCGAAGGGUAAAAGUAAACAUUUUGAAAAUUUUAAUCACACAGAUCAUAAUAUAUAUGGAAGUAUUUCACCUACUUUAAAUAAUGAUGCGGCAUUUAAAAACCUUAACAACAAUUAUCCCAAUUAUCCAUCUAAAUCUCAUUCCACGGAUAUUUCAUCAUCACUUAAAUUUCCAAAGGUUGUAGAUUUUACUCAUAUUAAAAAUUACUAUCCUACCAGUGUUGAUACAAAUUUUCAAGAUCAAAAACCUUUAAAUUUAGAUUUACAUAACAAUGUUGCAAUUGAUACAAAUUUAAGCCCUUAUAAAAGUUAUACCAAGACCGAUCUCAAAGAAGAACAACUAUUAAAAAACAAUUAUAAUUACAAAGAUGAAAAAACAAAGAGUGAAAAUGAAUUUUCGGAACCGAAUUAUUUUUCAACCGAAGAUGUUGGCGAUAUUAAAAUCAAUUUUAAAAAUAAUAGAAAUAAAAGUGAGUAUAAAGAUAAAAUAAAGACUAAGCCGUGGAAUUUAAAUAACAAUAAUAAUGAUGGUAAAAAGUCCAGACCAUACCAUACCAUACCAACCAAAGGAUAUGAUUAUUCUACAAAUUAUAGUACAACAAGUUUUAGAUUUGAUAAUGGUGCGCCAAAGAAGCCAUUCAAUAGCAGCAUUGAUGAAGUUGCUCCAGCAAGUAGUAAUUUGGAUUACGUAGGCUAUAAUUUUCCUGAUAAAGAUUUUUCUGGAAUGAAACAUACACAAAGCGUAAAAUCUCCUUUUGAUAUUGAAAGCUAUGGCAUAGUUUCAAAUAGUUACAAUGAUAAGUAUAAACCUUCCGAAGAUUAUUUAAAUUCUUUUAAAAACUUGUAUUCCGAUGUUCCUAGUACUAGUUCUCACUGGGGAAAUAUUUUUAAGACAACUGAUUAUUCGCCGUACAAAAAUCACCCUAAAAAUCCCGUCUAUAAGGAUGAGAUUAACGAUGAGGUAGUGCACAUUCCAAAAAGACAUCAGAAUUUAAAAAAUGGAAAGUACUUUGAUAAUAAACUAAACGAUUUUUCGUUUUCCAACACAUACAAACUGUAUAAAGAUAAUGAUGAUAAAGAACAAUUGGAUUGGACAAAAAAUAUUUUUAACACAAGGUUUAAGUCCGAAGAAGAUUUGCUAGGGCUAAGAAAUCAUGAUACCUCACAUCCCUCUUAUAUACCGACGUUUAAGCCAAGCUAUAAUGAUUUUGCUGAAGACAUAGAUUACAAAAAACUAGUUCAGAAAUGGCGGCAAAACUACUUGAAAUCGAAGCUUAGAGACUCCAAUCGGGAAUACGAAACUUAUGCAUCAGAAACAAAACCCGUCCACGUACCUCUUCCAAAGCCUUACCCGAUAGAAGUGCCGCGUCCGGUAAUCGUGCCGGUGCCGCAACCUUACCCGGUAAAAAUUCCGAUACCAAAACCGGUCGCUGUGCCGGUUGUAAGGGAGAUAACCGUGCCUAUCGAGAAGCCAGUGCCGUACCCGGUUAUCAAAAAGGUUCCUUAUCCUAUAGAGAAGCUAGUUCCUGUACCUGUUGAAAAACAGGUACAAGUGCCAAUAAUGAAACCGUAUCCAUUGCAUAUUCCGCAAAUAAGACCCGUCUUUCAUCACACGAAACCUCACGAUGACAAUGAGUUGGAGUCAGAUGAAGAUGACUAUUAUUCCCGUCCAGACUCUAAAAGACCGGUUUAUAAACGUCCAAAAAGUUCUCGUAACCGACCCCGUGCACCGUCCAAAAGACCAUCACGCAUGACAUAUCAAGAUCGCAACAGGAGACGUGUGCCAAAUAGAAGACCAUCUUUUCCCUAUCAUAACCAAAGACCCAGGAGACCUUACCCUUCAGAUAUUCGCUCCCCACAGAGGUACCGCGAUGAUUUCGAAGAAGAUGACAGUGAAAGUGAAUUUGAAAAUUAUUGUAAAAGAACUGGCAAAUGUUAGUUUAACUAUAGAAAAUUUAAAGGCACGGGACAACGUUUCAGCUUCAAUUUAGUGUCUCGUACCAAACACCUAAUUUUAUCUUUCUUAAUGUGCUAAUUUAUCCAAAAAUCAAAGCGCCGAGAGAACCACCCAAUGGUAUAAUUAUAACAAAUUAAUGAUAACCGGACAUCAUUAACUUAUUUUCCGAUUGAUUGAGACCCUUUUUAAAUGUGAGUUUCAAAUUUUUAUUAUACAUACUCUAGUAAUUAUUAGGAUUAGAUAGGCGAUAU